AUGGACGGCGAAUUGUCAAAAGAUAGCAAGAGUAAGUGCCUUCAGAACGAUGAGGUUGCUAUGGACGAGUCCGAGGACUUUUCUGAUAGUUAUAUUCCUGAUACUUCUGUCAGUAUAAGUGCUGCAGACUCUUCUAAGUUUUCUCAUUUUGCUUUAACCUGGAAUGACUUAAGUUACUCUGUGAAAGUGAAAAGGGGCCCUUGGUGGAAAAAGAAAGAGGUCACCAAAACUUUACUUUCUGAUUUAAACGGAUCUCUUAAUUCUGGGGAAAUGGUAGCCGUGAUGGGGACAUCUGGUGCUGGAAAGACCACAUUUAUGAAUUUAAUGGCUGGAAGAACUAAUAUCGGAAAAGUUGAUGGCUCGAUUCUACUAGACGGAAAACGCAGAGGCAAGUCAUUCCGAUCGCAAUGUGCUUACGUUGAGCAAGAUGACGUCUUUCUUGCUAACCUAACUGUGAAGGAAACUUUUUAUUUUAAUUCUUUCUUAAGACUUCCCAAGAACUUAUCUACUGAAGUGAAGAAAGCGAGAGCGGACGAGGUGAUUGCCCAGCUCGGGUUAAGCUCCUGUCAGUCUACCCGGAUCGGGUCGAAUCUCGUGAGGGGCAUUAGCGGGGGAGAGCGCAAGCGUUGCUCCAUCGGCAUCGAGUUGCUCACAAACCCGAAGAUUCUUUUUCUCGACGAACCGACUUCUGGAUUGGACGCCUUUACUUCCUACCAUGUGAUGAAAACUGUAAAAGGUCUCGCACGUGAACAUGGGCGUGCUGUCAUGUGCACGAUCCACCAACCUCGAUCAAACAUUUUUGACUUGUUUGAUAAGUUACUUUUACUAUCCAAAGGAAAAACAGUUUAUUAUGGACCUGCAAGCGAAGCAAUGAAUUUUUUUAAAAGUUUAGGAUAUACUGCUUCUUAUUCUCCGGCUGACUUUUUUUUAGACUUGACUACGGUGGACACCCGAACUCCUUAUCUUGAAAACAAAACUCGAAAACGAAAUGAGAAAUUAAUAUCUGCUUAUAACAAUAGUUCUUAUAAAGUUCAGGCGCUUUCGGAACUUCAGAAACCCCGCAACACCGAUAGUAAUAUGGAAAUUAAAAACAAAGACUUUUCGGAAGGGCCUAAAGUUGGUUGGUGGGGAGAGUUUAGCACGUUGUACAAAAGAGCUACCUUGAAUAUUAUUCGUGAAAGGCGGACAACAGCCGCUACAUACGCUCAGGCUCUGGUCACCGCUCUUCUAACAGGAAUUGUAUUUUAUAAAUUAACGUACACAAAAAAAGAUAUACAGAACCGCAAUGGCGUGCUAUUUUUUAUGUGCCUGAACCAAACUUUUCAGCCAAUGCUUGCGAAAGUUCUUCUUUUUCACUUGGAACGACCGCUUUUUAUACGCGAGCGCCACUCGAAACUUUACAGCGUGUCCUCUUACUAUACCUCCAAGACGCUCGCUGAGUUUCCUAUAGUAGUUUGGUCCACUGUUAUCCUGGGGACCAUCAUCUAUUGGAUGGCGAAGCUGAACCCGUCCGCCGAUCGAUACUUCUUUUUUGUUCUGGUUCUUAUUGCAAACUUUUUUUCUGCAGAAAGCUUAGGCCUCGUUAUAUCUUCUGCAACUCCGAGUGUUGAGGUCGGCAACACGAUAGCGCCAGUUUGCGUCAUAUUGUUUAUGCUUUUCAGCGGCUUUUAUGUACACAUUUCUUCUAUUCCCAGAUGGAUUUCUUGGAUUGGUUACGUGUCGUUUAUAGCAUAUUCAUAUCAAGCACUUGCUAAAAACGAGUUUAUGGGCGAAGAGUUUGCGUGCAAUUCUUCGGGUUCCUGCAUAUCGGGGGAAGAAGAGCUUAAAGAAAAACAAUUCGAAGGAAGCAAAUAUCUUGAUGUGUUUUACAUUUUUUUGAUUGGCUUUUUUUUAAGAGUUAUCGGAUAUCUUUCCUUAUAUUUCAUUACAAAACCGAAAAAAAAGCUUUACUGA
Molecule: messenger RNA, 1953 nt
Organism: Zophobas morio
Lineage: Eukaryota; Metazoa; Arthropoda; Insecta; Coleoptera; Tenebrionidae
Product: ABC transporter G family member 22-like
Exons: 15
Coding region: 1-1953 (650 amino acids)
Biological process (GO): transmembrane transport
Cellular component (GO): membrane
Molecular function (GO): ATP binding; ABC-type transporter activity; ATP hydrolysis activity
Source: RefSeq, a predicted model, not a curated record